Molecule: messenger RNA, 906 nt
Organism: Fusarium falciforme
Lineage: Eukaryota; Fungi; Ascomycota; Sordariomycetes; Hypocreales; Nectriaceae
Exons: 2
Coding region: 1-906 (301 amino acids)
Source: RefSeq, a predicted model, not a curated record
AUGUGGGAUCUUUUCGUGAAAAUCAUCGUCGUCGCCGGCAAAGAGGAACCUAGCUGCCUCAACAACAGCCUGAGCAACCUACCGAGAUGCCUCCUGUCUGUCCCACUUGGGUCUUCACCCCGACUAGUACUGCUCAACCUGGCUCACGGACUCGUGGGGUGGGGUGUGAAGCUUGAAGCCAUUGGCGUGGGAAACAUGAUGCUCCCUGUCGACCUGUCGAACGGAGAUCGUGGAGAGAUAUUCCUGAGGAAUGUGCUGCACUUCCCAGAUGCUGCUUGCAACGGCAUAGGGGGACCGAUCUUUAGCGAUUACAAUAUCGAUGGUACGGAUGGUAUGAACUUCGCCGACGAUGUUCAGACCCUGAGAGACGAUCAAGGUCGACCCUGCGCCUACUUUGAGCGGGGAUCCAAGAUCUUCUACAUUCUAAACCUAGGCGGACCACCUCGCGGUGCUAGGCUCGGCUCUUGUCCCCUGGAUGAGGGAAAGGGUUACAUGAUCGGCUUGUACUGGCCCGAGAACGAAAGAGUGCGUGUUGAAGUCUCCAAAGCGGAAGCUGGAGCUUUUCUAAGCGAUUCCGAGAGGGCGUGGCUCAAGGAGCACUGGGGAAACGAGUUCAAGUUUCUAGCAGCAUAUGGACUGAGCAUCUACGAUGAUGAGGAGCGCAAGGAAGGAAGAGACAUUAUUAGGAUGACAAUGGCCAAGGAGAAGGAGUCUCAAGAAUUGGAUAAGCAUGCUCACGCUGAUUCUCACCUUAUCGACCAUUACUUCUCCGACGACGAGCUCGAAGAGAUCGGGCUUCAAUUCGGGAACUCGCAGAAAUUUUUGGAGGAGUAUCUUGGGUUCAGCAUCCACAAUGCCGAACACUGCAGGGCGGCGAAGAGGAACAUCCGGGAGUUCAUGAGGUAA